Messenger RNA from Fusarium musae, 1476 nucleotides. RefSeq lists its product as uncharacterized. Lineage: Eukaryota; Fungi; Ascomycota; Sordariomycetes; Hypocreales; Nectriaceae. The record is from RefSeq and is a predicted model, not a curated record. Gene Ontology annotation, biological process: molybdopterin cofactor metabolic process. Bases 1 to 1476 code for a protein of 491 amino acids. The transcript is spliced from 3 exons. Gene Ontology annotation, molecular function: molybdenum cofactor sulfurtransferase activity.
AUGAUUGGUAACCUCUGGGGCAAUCCACACUCAGAGAAUCUCCCGGCAAAGUUGUCGGGUGAUAUGGUUGAUAAUAUCCGUGCAAAAGCUCUUGAUUUCGUUGGUGCUGACCCAAAGUAUUUCGACCUGGUCUUCGUCGCCAAUGCUACGGCUGCGAUCAAGCUCGUUGCUGACGCGUUUCGGGACAUCGGAGAAAAAACCCCUACCAAGGGCUUUUGGUAUGGAUGCCAUAAGGAAGCCCACACGAGUAUCAUCGGGGUUCGCGCACUUACGUCAGGGGACUAUCAUUGUUUCGAAGAUGAUGAGAGUGUUGAAGAAUGGAUCUCGCGGCCUUUUAGUUGCCAGUCCCGAAGAGGAAAGUCGACCAGUCUGGGCUUGUUCGCAUAUCCAGGCCAGUCCAACCUUAGUGGACGCCGAUUACCACAGGACUGGUCGAAAAGGAUACGACAACACCCUCAGCUUCGAAAUGUCUAUACCCUUUUCGAUGCUGCGGCUCUCGCUAUGACUAGCUCCCUCAGCUCCCUGUUCCACGAUCCGAUGGAUGCACCCGAUUUCACUUGCCUUUCGUUUUACAAGAUAUUUGGCUUCCCUGAUUUGGGAGCAUUGGUUGUCAGGCGGGCAUCCGGCCAUAUACUGAACAUGAGGAGGUACUUUGGCGGGGGAACAAUUGCUCAGCUAUCCCCCUCAAAAGAUUCCAGGGUUAUGAAGAAAGUUCCCGGGCUGGGGGAUCUGCACAGAAUAUGGGAUAUACAUGAAGGUGUCGAGGAUGGCACACUGCCAUUUCACAGUAUCUUGGCGCUUGGAGUCGCCAUCGAUACACACCUAAGGCUUUAUGGCUCAAUGGAUAUGAUAUCUCGUCAUUGCUGUUAUCUCGCUCGCUACUUAUAUGAACGCCUUGUGGACCUGAAACACCGAAACGGAUCUCCAUUGAUCGAGCUAUAUGUUGAUAGCCCAUUCAUGUAUGGCGACCCUUCACUUCAAGGGCCAACCUUUGCCUUCAACAUUAUGAAAGAAGAUGGUUCAUAUAUCCCUUGGACGGAGGUAGAGAGGCUUGCCAAUAGCGCUGGAGUAUACAUACGAGCAGGAGGUAAGAGCAUCGACUGGGUACGUGUUAACACUGCUGACGACUAUGCUUCAGGCGUUUGCUGCCCUGGUGGUGUCGCUAAAGCCUUGGACUAUGAGGACUGGGAAUGGGACAGGAUCUUCUCCAGCGGACAUGCCUGUGGUUCAAGUGAGAUGGCAGUCAUACAUAAUAAGCCAACGGGGAGCAGAAUCGUUCGCGCGAGUCUCGGCCCCAUGACGACGAAGCGAGAUAUACAGGCAUUUAUAUCAUUCCUUUCCAACGAGUUCAUCACAAAAAGCGUACCAAUACCACGGUUGCUCGGAACAGCAAAGGAUUUACCGCUACGGGAGAAGUUCCCCUAUCUCACAUCCGAAAAGGAGUUUAGUGAGCGCCACCUUGUUUAUGAGAAUUGA